AUUCUGAGCGGAGUUAGUCAUCUUCCUAUUUGUCUGCGAUUGGGAGCUAUUGUUUUCCUUAUCGCGAGAUUCUCCUAUUUCUGACACCAUAAACCCUAACAGAGACGAGAUGAAGGCGUUCUUCUUCAUCUUCUUAUCUUUCACCGUUUUUAGUUCCGUGUUCGGUGACCAGAUCUUCCCAGCUCAUCUCGGUGGUGGCACAUAUGGUCGUAGCUCUCGUGAACCAAAGUACAAGAUUGAAUUCCAUCCAGAAGAUUCUCCUUUUCAUCCAGAUGAUGACCAGGAGUCUAUAAUCAUGCCAGAUAAAAGUGGACAGAAAUUUAUAUGCUUCUUGCCUAAGGUGGAAAAGGAAAAAAGCGGAAGGCCGGUUAUCCAGCACAAUAUUAGCAGCAUGAUUGUUGAAUCUGAGAAAAGGCUUAAACUAAAGACACCAGAUGAAUUGUUAGAAGUGUUAAAGGAUCGAUGCUUUAUCAGACAAGAGGGUUGGUGGUCAUAUGAAUUUUGCUAUCAAAAGAAGUUGCGGCAACUACAUGUGGAGGAUGAUAAGAUGGUCCAGGAAUUUGUAUUGGGAGAGUAUGACGAAGAAGCCACUGCUGCCUUCAACCAAAAUCUUUCUGACAUUUCUACAUUGAAGGAUCCUCGUUCCCAAGAUGCAUCUCAAAGGUACCAUGCUCACCAAUACACAAAUGGUACCACAUGUGACCUUACAAAUAAGCCACGAGAGACAGAGGUCAGGUUCGUAUGCUCAGAGCCGAGAGCUAUGAUUAGUUCUAUCACAGAGCUUUCCACUUGCAAGUAUGCACUCACUAUUCAGUGCCCUACUUUAUGCAAGCACCCAUUGUUUCAAGAGGAGAGACCGGUGUCGCACACCAUCAACUGUAAUGUGCUUCCAAAGGAUUACAAGGAAACUAAAGUGGGACAAGAAGACAAAAUUACCGAGAUUGUUAUGGUCACAGAUACAGAAAUUAAUGAUUCAGAAUAAUGAUGUAAAUAGACACAAUUAGUAUGGUAGACAUGUAAUUUGCAAAUAGUCGUCUUUCCAAUGGAUAGACAGCUCCAAUGCUUUUUUAAUCUUUGCUAUAAUAUCAAGUUUUCAUAGAGGUAUUUUUA
This is a messenger RNA of Neltuma alba, 1110 nucleotides long. RefSeq names its product protein OS-9 homolog. Gene Ontology annotation, cellular component: endoplasmic reticulum lumen. Bases 110 to 982 code for a protein of 290 amino acids. The record is from RefSeq and is a predicted model, not a curated record. The transcript has 8 exons. Gene Ontology annotation, biological process: endoplasmic reticulum unfolded protein response; ERAD pathway; retrograde protein transport, ER to cytosol. NCBI's taxonomy places the organism in Eukaryota, Viridiplantae, Streptophyta, Magnoliopsida, Fabales, Fabaceae.